AUGGAGCUACACGGGCGCAAGGAGGGAGUAGGGGUGGUCAAGGAGCAAGGAACGACCAAGGGCGGGCCUUGGAAGGUCGCAUCUAUCCUCGGGUUGGGCUAUGGUGGACGGGCACCUAGGGCUAAGUCUUCUUCGUCUUCACUCUUCACAAUAGAACUUCAGAUUCAUCAGUUCUGCUGGAGGCCGAGCUUCCUCUUCUCCUUUGAGUAUCGCAAGAUUGCAACAGGUUCAAGCUUCCUCUUCUCCUUCCGUCUCUUCUCGGCACGUGAAUACCGGAAUCUGGUGGUGAAGAUCCCGACACGACACGGUAACAAACUGGCCGGGUAUGAUUUUCAUCUGAUCGCAAGAUGGAGACAUACUUUCCCGUUCCUCUCCUGCAUUGUGCAAUUACCCCUUUCAUGGCCCAAGAUAGUCAAGAAAUGGUUCAACAUCAGGGGCAAAUCUGAGGACUUUGAAGCUGAUGACGUUGUCCAUGGAGGCGGUGAAGAAGAAUGGGGGGACAUCUAUGCAGAGCCGGAGCCAUGCUCGAUCAAGAAAAGCAAAACAGAGAGACUGAGCAAGAGAAGUUCCAACCGACUCCUGCGAGGCAAGAUCGACCUCAAAGCCUCUCAGGUGACUGACGUGCAAAAUUACAGAUUGGGCUUAUUUGAUUCCUUGCUUGGUUCCAUUUAUUCGAAAGUAGAACCGGGCCUCAUUCAUAUACGCAUGGACCUAACAUAUUGGUCAAAAUGGACCAACUUUUCAUUGUCACCCUAUAUAUACAAUGGCACAAUCUAGCUAAUAUUCAAUCUCUUACUUUUGUUUUUUCGGUAA
Molecule: messenger RNA, 813 nt
Organism: Punica granatum (pomegranate)
Lineage: Eukaryota; Viridiplantae; Streptophyta; Magnoliopsida; Myrtales; Lythraceae
Source: RefSeq, a predicted model, not a curated record